AUGGGAGGGACUAGUCUCUUGUCACAAUCUAUCUUCUUCUUUGUGUUGCAUUUGUUUGCAUGGCCAGGGUUUCUACUGGCUAAUGAAACAACACACCAGUGCCUAAACACUCAUAUUAAGAACAUAGGUGUUGUUCUUGAUUUGGAUUCACUAAUGGGUAAGCAACAGAAAGUAGCCAUGGAAAUUGCAGUCCAAGAGUUCAAUAGCUUCAGUUGUUCAAAGCUGGAAUUGAAUAUUCAAAAUUCCAAGGGGAUUUCGGCUAGAGCAAUAUCCACUGCUUUGAAUCUCACACAGAGCAAGCAAGUGCUUGCCCUCAUUGGAACAAUAACACACAAUGAAGCAAUAAUUGCAAGUGAGUUAAAUGACACUAUAAAGAAUAUUCCUAUACUGUCUCUAACUUCCCCCAUAUCCAACAUGGAGAUGUUGUCUCCACAAUUGCCAAACUUCAUCCAAUUUGGCAAUGAUAUCAAGAUUCAUAUGCAAUGCAUUUCAGCCAUUGUAGGAGAAUUCAGAUGGAGAAAGGUGACAACAAUCUAUGAACUCAAUAACAUGUUUUCCUUUGAUCCAGAAAUGGUACUUGACCUCUCCUAUUCUCUUAGACUUGUUGGCUCUCAGAUUGAUGAUCAUUUACCGUUCCCUUCAUUGCCCUACCUCUCAGACCCAAAAUCUACCAUUGAAAAUGGGCUUAAAAAGCUUAAAAGAAAAAGUAACAGGGUCUUCUUGAUUCUGCAAUCUUCUUUGGAGAUGGCUAACAUACUAUUUGAGAAAGCAAAACAAAUGGGUUUGAUGGAAAAAGAUUCUGUUUGGGUUAUCCCAGAUGGGGUUGCUAGCCUUCUUGAUUCGGUUAACUCAACUGUUAUCAUUAACAUGCAAGGAGUUAUUGGAUUUAAGACACAUUUCAUUGAAACAAGUGAAAAAUUUAGGAGAUUCAAGUUUAAAUUUCGAAGAAGGUUCGCGUUGGAGUUCGCUGAAGAAGAUAAUAUUAGCCCGAGUUUCUUUGCACUACAAUCGUAUGAUGCAACUUGGGUUGUUGCUCAAGCUACAAGGAAAUCACAGUGGAAGUUUAACCUUGAACAAUUAUCUAAAACUAAUCUCUCCAACAAUAGAAAAUUACAACAAUCACCAAUCUUCAGCAUAAUUAAUGUGAUAGGUAAAAGCUACAGAGAGUUGGGAUUAUGGUCUCCAGAACUAGGUUUGACAAAAAGCCUUGUUACAGAACAACUACCAGAGAUAAUGAAGACACAUGGUGCUUCAACUAAAGUUUUGAGUACAAUUUAUUGGCCAGGUGGCUUGCAGUUUGUUCCUAAGGGAUGGACUCACAACACUGAGGAGAAGAUAUUGCAAAUAGCAGUGCCUGCAAAUGGUGCCUUUCAUCAAUUUGUAAAUGUGACAUAUGAUCAAAACACAAAUAACACUUAUAUUACCGGUUUCUCAAUUGAUGUCUUCAAAGCAGCCAUUAAUACUUUGCCUUAUGACUUGAAUUACACAUUUGUUCCCUUCAAUGGUUCUUAUGAUGAAAUGGUAGAGAAAGUCUACAAUAAGACAUUGGAUGCUGCUGUCGGAGAUACAUCAAUAAUGGCAUACAGAUAUCAUUUAGUGGACUUCUCACAACCAUAUCUUGAAUCUGGCCUGAACAUGGUGGUUCCAGAGCAAUCAAAAAAAUCAAAGGAAGCAUGGAUGUUUUUUGAUGCCUUCACGAAAGAGAUGUGGUUGAUGAUGACAACACUGCACAUUUUUGUUGGAUUGGUCAUUUGGUUGAUUGAGAGGCAAGUUAAUGCAGAACUAAAAGGAUUGGGGUCCAUGCUUUGGUUUUUAGUCACUGUAAUAUUCUAUGCACAUAGAGAACCAAUUAGAAGCCCUUUGGCUCGAACUGUAAUGGCACCAUGGUUAUUCGUUAUCCUCAUUGCAACCAGUACUUUCACAGCAAGUUUGACUUCAAUGAUGACUUUUUCACAGCUAGUGCCAUCUGUUUUAGAUAUCCAAACCCUUCAGAAAAGAAAUUCCCCGGUUGGUUGUAAUGGAAAUUCAUUCAUUGUGAAGUAUUUGACUGAGGUACUAAAUUUCAAGCCAGAGAACAUCAGAAAAAUUUACUCUGUAAGUGAUUACCCUAAGGCCUUUCAAAAUAAGUAUAUUGAAGCAGCUUUCCUUAGUACGCCUCAUACAAAGGUAUUUCUGGCAAAGUACUCAUGCAAGGGUCUCAUCAAAGCAGGCAACACUUUCAAGCUUGGUGGCAUAGGUUUUGUAUUUCCAAAGGGUUCCAAUCUGGCUGCCGACAUAUCUGAGGCAUUGCUGAAAGUGAUAGAGAGUGGAGAGAUAGAAGAACUAGAAAAAGAGAUGUUAGGAGGCAAUUCAACUUGCUCUCCUUUACAGAACAAAAUGAAAGAUGGGUCAUCAACAGGAUUUGAACCUUUCCUUGGCCUAUUUUGCAUAUGUGCUGUUGUUUCUAUUUUAGCAUUGUUAUAUAAUAUGAUUUGUGUGUUCAUGAAUGAUGUAGAGACAUUCACUAACUAUAUACAUGUAACAUUGACACCAUUGAGGAGAAUCUAUAUAUGGACAAGUGCAUCUUUUACAUGGAUUUGUUCAACACUACAAUGGGGGAGUAUUAGAAGUGUAAUUACUACCACAAUAACAAGAAAUGCAGAGGAGACUACCAUUAAUAGUCAACAAAGUACGAUGACUGUUGAGGUCACUGAUGUUGUAUUGGCUUCUCAUUCUUCCUAA
Messenger RNA from Vigna angularis (adzuki bean), 2721 nucleotides. Its product is annotated as glutamate receptor 2.5. The record is from RefSeq and is a predicted model, not a curated record. The coding region runs from base 1 to 2721 and encodes 906 amino acids. Gene Ontology annotation, molecular function: signaling receptor activity; ligand-gated monoatomic ion channel activity. Gene Ontology annotation, cellular component: plasma membrane. NCBI's taxonomy places the organism in Eukaryota, Viridiplantae, Streptophyta, Magnoliopsida, Fabales, Fabaceae. The transcript is spliced from 5 exons.